GUAGUCACUGGAGAAGCUGCUCACGGCCUUUCCAAUUUUCAUGGUCAUGUUAGGGGCUUCUUAGUUCAAACGCCAUCAUAUGCGCUCUCGCCACACCGGUGCUCGAUGGGCAAUCAGUCGAUUACUCCGUACUGUAACUACGGAGGCACAGCAAUACUUACGGCUCAAAGAUUCGCCCAUCUGAUAUACAUCUGCAUGCAUGCCAUGUGUGCAUGGGUCACUACCCUGUUCUUCGGCUGCCUUUUAAUCUUGGAGGCAUUGGUUCCAUUGACAGUUGAAACGUUACCAGGUUCGAAGGCCCAAUCGCGAUCCCGUGAGCGAUCACUGCAUCCAUUGUGUUGAUUCCACGAUAAAGUCUCUGGGAAGGCUCUCAAACCUACCAGAAGCCCAGUCUUGCCUCCUAGUGCAUGCUUGUCUACGGAAUCUGGUGUGCCUCAUAUUCAUAGAUGCCUGGGGCUCUGGGGAAGGACUUCGAAACAUGGGUGGACACCAAUAACUUAAUUCCGGGGCAACGGAUCGUCAGUAUGUGCAGUACGGAUGGUGG
Molecule: messenger RNA, 544 nt
Organism: Aspergillus fijiensis CBS 313.89
Lineage: Eukaryota; Fungi; Ascomycota; Eurotiomycetes; Eurotiales; Aspergillaceae
Exons: 2
Coding region: 106-342 (78 amino acids)
Source: RefSeq, a predicted model, not a curated record